Molecule: messenger RNA, 1090 nt
Organism: Gilbertella persicaria
Lineage: Eukaryota; Fungi; Mucoromycota; Mucoromycetes; Mucorales; Choanephoraceae
Exons: 5
Coding region: 43-993 (316 amino acids)
Source: RefSeq, a predicted model, not a curated record
CACACACAUACACACACAAAAUUUUUUUUUAUUGCUUCCACUAUGAGCUCGUCUCCUUCGAUUGAACAAAAAAUAGCAAGCCCCACUCGAUACCAUAAUAGAAACAAUGAACGAUUCAAAGCCAUUAUGGCCGAAAGCCCACCUCGUGAGGUAACCAAAAGCAGUCCUUUACAACCAUCUCGUCUAUCGGAAUACAAGGUAUAUGAGACUGAGAAAUAUGCAACAUAUGAAAUACACAAUGAAGAUCGAGGUGCUUGGCGAGAGAUAGAUAGCCCCAAGCGAGACUCUAUUGUCAGUCCUGUUCACAAAACUCAAGAGACAACAAAAGUUAAAGACAAGGUAGAACCAACCCGCAUUUCACAACCAAGUACACCAGCACCGUCCUCACCACAACCAUCCACUCAAAAAGAAGUGACGGAAAAGCGUCGCAUACCUCAUUAUAUGUUACCAACACGGGCUUCAGGAGAAAAGACAACCAAAGAAACAAAGACACUCGGUCGUCGCUCAAAUGGUGGUAUCACCAAACGAGUGACAACAUCCAAAAUUCCUCGCUAUCGAUCUACAACAAGUAUCAAUGCUAUCGAGGAGAUUCAGAAUGAGAUGAAACCAGGUGAUGCUUAUGUUCCUAUGGCUGCACGUAUCCAACUGUAUGAAAAGGGACUAGGCAAUGCAUCCAAUAAGCAUAUGCCUAUGCCCAACAAGUAUAAUCAACCUUCCCCUCCUCCUUCUCGUUCGGGUUCUCGUCUAUCAACACCUACUAGUAGCCAAAAAAGUCAGGAUCGAUCUGAACCACCUAGUUACCUUCGACCUACUUCAUCCUCUGCUAUUAAAAAACGAAAACCAAAGCAACGUACCAAUGAAGCCAAGCCUUUUCGCUUCACUACAUCUGAUAAUGCAACAUUUAAAGAAAAACUAAGUUUAUGGAGACAAAAAGAACAUGAACAAGGAAAGAAAACUACAAAGCGAAAAGCUGAUCAUGAUCUCAAUGCAUAAUUUAUUUCAUUAAAUAAGCCCCCUUUUGAAAAGUAAAAACAGUCUCGAGAAACAGCCACUUUUUUUUUUUAUGAUGGGUUGCAUUUUUUAGAAAAUU